AUGGCAAAUAAAAUACUAGAUCCAAUCUUUAGAUUAUACGAUCCAAUUCGUUAUUCAUUUAACAAGAAAAAAGAGGAUUAUAUUAUCAUCUCACCCACUGUUGGUUCUAAAUCCCAAUUGAAUGAUGGUGGUAGAAUUACCUUCGAAAUAAAUUCAUUAUCGAAUUGGUUGCUUAUUUCCGAUGCUUAUUUCAGAUGUGAUUUCAAAAUCAAAGAAGCCACUCAGAAUCAAGUUCCACAAACAAAUACAACGUUAGAAAACAAUUUCUUUCCAUCUUUAUUUAGCGAGAUGGUUUUGGAAGCUGGUUCAAAUCCGAUAGAAACAAUCAAACAUCCUGGGGAAUUCGACACAAUGUUGAAAACAGUUUUAUAUCCUAAAGAUUUCGAUUCAAUUUCAGGCUGGAUACCCGAUGUUGGUGAUGGAAGUAUUUUAACGGAACCGAAAAAAGAGGAUUAUAUUAUCAUUUCACCCACUGUUGGUUCUAAAUCCCAAUUGAAUGAUGGUGGUAGAAUUACCUUCGAAAUAAAUUCAUUAUCGAAUUGGUUGCUUCUUUCCGAUGCUUAUUUCAGAUGUGAUUUCAAAAUCAAAGAAGCCACUCAGAAUCAAGUUCCACAAACAAAUACAACGUUAGAAAACAAUUUCUUUCCAUCUUUAUUUAGCAAGAUGGUUUUGGAAGCUGGUUCAAAUCCGAUAGAAACAAUCAAACAUCCUGGGGAAUUCGACACAAUGUUGAAAACAGUUUUAUAUCCUAAAGAUUUCGAUUCAGUUUCAGGCUGGAUACCCGAUGUUGGUGAUGGAAGUAUUUUAACGGAACCGGUAAGAAAUCUUGCAAAUGAUUCCGAUUUAGCUAGAGUGAGAGUUGUUGCUCGAAACACGAUAGAAAGAGUAGGACGAGCAAUUAAUCAUGGAUUCGAAAAACGAGUACUUCAGUAUAAUAAUGUUGUUGAGAAUAAUAGGUGGGGUAAUUACGUAAAUUGGAAAUUAUAUCCUUUAUUCGGUCUGUUGGAACAUAGAAAAGUUUCCAUAGACUUACCACAUAAAAUUCAUCUACAAAGAGAAAUCAACGACGAUAAGAUAUUCUUUGGAGAGAAUGGUUCAGAUGCAAAAUUAGAAAUAACGAAUCUCCAACUUUUCAUACCAGUAAUAACACCAUCAAUUGAAGUAGAAACGAAAAUAUUCAACUCGUUAACUAAAGAUAUUGAAAUAGCUUUUCUUCAUCGUAACACUGUAGGUAGCACGACUUUAACUGGAGAAUCCACCACAUAG
Lottia gigantea (owl limpet) is the source of this 1266-nucleotide messenger RNA. RefSeq lists its product as hypothetical. Bases 1 to 1266 code for a protein of 421 amino acids. NCBI's taxonomy places the organism in Eukaryota, Metazoa, Mollusca, Gastropoda, Lottiidae. The transcript has 2 exons. The record is from RefSeq and is a predicted model, not a curated record.